Messenger RNA from Scophthalmus maximus (turbot), 1266 nucleotides. It is a transcript of the gene dhrs9, whose product is annotated as dehydrogenase/reductase (SDR family) member 9. The coding region runs from base 161 to 1120 and encodes 319 amino acids. The record is from RefSeq and is a predicted model, not a curated record. The transcript has 5 exons. Lineage: Eukaryota; Metazoa; Chordata; Actinopteri; Pleuronectiformes; Scophthalmidae. Gene Ontology annotation, molecular function: oxidoreductase activity.
UGACAUACCGGAUGUUACUAUCAAAAUGCCUCUAGGAGGGAAAACAGGUUUGGGCAGAACUUCUCAUGCCAGUCUGUGUAACUUGUCCAGAUUCCUCACCCGGCUGUUUCCGAAGAGCGACGCAAAUUCGUGCUCUGACCGCAGAAAAGACUCUUGAAAAAUGUUCCUGUAUGUCCUUGGGCUGGUGGCCCUUUGGUUCGUCUUCCGCUGGUUCAAGGAAACCAAAAGGGUGUCCAACAAGGAAGAUAAAUAUGUCUACAUCACUGGCUGUGACUCUGGAUUUGGUAACCUUCUUGCGAGACACCUGGACAAGCUGGGCUUCCGUGUGAUCGCGGCCUGUUUCACUGAGAAAGGUGAGGAUGAGCUGAAGAAGAUCUCCUCCGAGAGACUGACGACCACACACCUUGACGUCACCGACUCUACGAGUGUCAGCAAAACAGCAGCUCUGAUCAAGACUUUGGUUGGAGAAAAGGGCCUGUGGGCUGUUGUGAACAAUGCUGGAGUCGCUUUGCCGACUGCUCCCACUGACUGGCUCAAUAUAGAGGAUUAUAAAUCCAUGUUGGCUGUCAAUCUGUGUGGAGUAAUCGAUGUCACGCUGAGCGUUCUCCCUCUCAUCAAGAAGACCAAAGGCAGAGUAGUGAACGUGUCCAGUGUGUUUGGACGAAUUACCACGAUUGGUGGACCUUACUGUGUGUCCAAGUAUGGAGUGGAGUCCUUUAAUGACAGUCUGCGUUUAAACAUGGCACCGUUUGGAGUCAAGGUCGCAUGUAUCGAGCCAGGGAUCUUCAAAACAAACAUGACUGAUUCAGUGAUGUUGAAGAAAUACGUAAAUAAGCUCUGGGACAGAUUACCUCAGGAUCUGAAGGAUGACUAUGGAUACAUGUUCGUGGAGCAAACUUUUGCAAACAUGGAUGUCAUGUCGAAGCACAUACUUGACGGAGAUUUGAUGAAAGUGGUCGGCAGUAUGGAGCAUGCCAUCUCCGCCGUUCAUCCUCGUACUCGUUACUCUCCGGGAUGGGACACAAAGUUCCUCUGGUUGCCUCUGUCUUACAUGCCAACAUUCAUCUCGGAUAAAUUUCUCCUGAAAAAUUAUCCCAAACUAAAAAUGUCUAUCCAGUAGGUUCAGUCAAAUGAGUUACUGGGUAGAACCCAUUUAGACAAAGAUUGAUAAUGUGUCUUCCUGUGUGACUGUUACUGCAAUACAUGUCUGUAAGUGAAGGUUUACACCAUUAAUGGCAUCAUAUAAACAUAUUUGUCAUGAUAAAA